AUGAACGGCUCCGCGGCGGGGCUGCCGCCGGGGCUUCCAGCGGGGACGAGCGGCUCGCCGGGAGCCCCGGCGGGGAUGAGCGGCUCGCCGGGAGCCCCGGUGGCCCCGAGCGGCUCGCCGGGAGCCCCGGUGGCCCCGAACGGCUCCGCGGCGGCGGCGGGGCUGCUGGCGGGGGCCGGGGCCGCGGCGCUGGAGCUGGAGCGGGCGCUGCGCUGCUGCACCGCCGCCUCCGUGGUGAGCGACGGCAGCGGCGCGGGCGCGGACGAGCGCAGCGUGUACAUCAUGCGCGUGGUGCAGAUCGCCGUCAUGUGCGUGCUGGCCCUCACCGUGGUGUUCGGCAUCUUCUUCCUCGGCUGCAACCUCCUCAUCAAGUCCGAGGGCAUGAUCAACUUUCUGGUCAAGGAGCGCCGCCCGUCCAAGGAGGUGGAGGCGGUGGUGGUGGGGCCGUACUGACCGCCGGACUGACCGGACUGACCGCCGGACUGACCGGACUGACCGGAGUGACCGGGCUGACCGGGCUGACCGCCCGCAGCCCUCCCGAGAACGCGCGGGCUCGGCUCGGGGCUUUUCCUCCUGAAAAACGCCAGGCAUUCGGAUGGAUCCCGGGAUGCCGGAGGUCGGGAUUUGUUCAGGGUGGCCGCAGCCGCCCGGCCCGGCCCAUCCCGGCCCGGUUCCGCCGCCCGCGGCUGCCGAAGUAAAGCGUGCUCUGAUGGCAA
Messenger RNA from Lonchura striata (white-rumped munia), 716 nucleotides. It is a transcript of the gene RPRM, whose product is annotated as reprimo, TP53 dependent G2 arrest mediator homolog. The record is from RefSeq and is a predicted model, not a curated record. NCBI's taxonomy places the organism in Eukaryota, Metazoa, Chordata, Aves, Passeriformes, Estrildidae.